AUGAAAAACGUUUCAGAAUUCACACAAGAUCCAACAGGGAAAUAUUUGCAUCAACUUCUUCGGAAAUUGAAUUAUGGUGAUUUGGAAAAGUACCCUUCAUCAAAGCUUGAAAAUUACAAUCUUCCCGUUGAUCCUAGCGUAUUGGAUUGGGUAUUUCAUUGCAACAAUGAUUCUACUAAAUUCAUUUGCAAAGUUUGUGAUUCCAUCUCUGAAAAUUACAAAAAUAGCGUCCUCACAGAGAGUGAAAUAUCGGAAUAUGAAGAGCUGGAGAGGUAUGGAACAGUGUUACUCGGAAACGAAUUGGAUCAAGCACUAGAAUUGGGAAGCUUCUCCUAUUACAAGAGUAAAGAUGAUGCUGAUAUUGAAGAAUUGGAAAAACAAUUAGAGGAAUUGAAUGAUGAAUUGGAUACCCUAGAAAAUAGUUUGGAGAAAAAGAAGGUACAACGAGAUAAAUUGGAGCAACAUUUCGAUUCACUAAAGAAAAGAGGUUCCAGAAACGAGCAACUGGAAAAAAAAUCAUCAAUGAUUCAAUCCAUUCAAUCACGUAACUCUGAAUACAACAAGACACUUUUACAUACGAAACAAUGCGUUGAAGAGUUUGUUAAGACAAUAGCUAGCUCAGAAUCAAACUUGGUAGCAAACUCUGACUUGACAUCUAUUGUAGAGGGCGAUGAACAGCUUAAAAAAGAGAUUGAACUUUUAAAUAAUCGAUACUAUGAACAAAUUGAUACUCAACAAUGCGAAUAUCAGGAUGAAAAUGAUAUUGAGAGCGAACAUGGCAAACAUUCGAAAGAACUAAAACGAUUAGCGUCAAUUUACAAAACAACGGAAGAACAAUAUUUAACAGCCCUGGUGACAAACAGAAAAUAUCAAGCGGCUCUAGAAUGUGUGAAAAACCAAAAGGACAAUAUUCACACGUAUCAACACUUUGAUGCUACUAUCUUAAUAGAGAACAUUGACAAGACGUCAAAACAAAUUACUUCCAUCAAAAAUAUAAUUACCCAAUAUAUCAAUGUAGAAAUUCCAUUACUUGUCAAAGAUUUGACCGAGCUUCAUUCAACACGUGUCAUUGAUGGAGACUAUUCUAUGAAAAUUGAAUACGAAAAGAAGAAGAAUGAAAAAUUAGAUGUUGUCCUACAACAUAUUUUGAGGAGAUUCACAAGUUUAGAUUUAUUGAAAGAAGCUUUCCACUUGGAACACAAAACAAUUUAUGACAAUUACUUAUUGAUUACUUGUAUCAUUAUUGAGUUAAACGAGACACUUACCAAUUACGAAAAGCGAUUGCAUCAUUACCAAAGAUUACACGAGCUGUAUACUAUCGAUCAACAACAAGAAGAUGAACAUGACAUCCUUAAUCCAAUAUUUGCUGAUCUGAAUGUUUUACUUUCCAAUGACAAUGAAACAUUUAUUUCCAACUCCCACCUAAAAACAAAAAGUUUAUCUCACAUUUUGCUAACCUCUCUCUAUGAAAAUAGAAAAGAAGUAAGCACUCUCAAACAACAGUUGGAUGAACUCAUUGACAACGCUGUGAAACGAAAUGAAAACCUUGAACAUUGUCUUUUCCAUACCAAGCUUUCUUUCAUCAAAGAGAAUGAAGAGGACACGACCCUUCCGACUCCAAUUCUUAUUCCCAAAGAAAUUAUUGAGCAAAUGCAAUCUCUCAAAAUUCAAACAGACGAUUUGAGUAUUCUCAUGAAACAAGUUCUUGAAGAACAAUCACAGAAACAACAUUUACAACAAUCGGAUGAAUUCAUUCAGAAAGAACGAAGUCUUUCAAAAUUCACAGAUCUUCUCAAACAAUAG
Molecule: messenger RNA, 1803 nt
Organism: Naegleria lovaniensis
Lineage: Eukaryota; Heterolobosea; Eutetramitea; Acrasida; Naegleriidae
Exons: 4
Coding region: 1-1803 (600 amino acids)
Biological process (GO): centrosome cycle; spindle assembly
Cellular component (GO): centrosome; HAUS complex; mitotic spindle
Source: RefSeq, a predicted model, not a curated record